AUUUUGCUUGAUCAAGUAACAAACUAUAGCGUGAGAACCUGACUGGUACUUUACAUGAGUCAACGAGAUAUACUAGGGCAUUAAUUUAUAUGUGACGCUGCUGUACUGAAUGGAAAGGACAUACAAUGUAGGCGACUUUCUGGAAUAGAACAUAUAUAAGAGCUUGAUAGAUAUAGCUUCACGAGAUGGCUGGAUGAGUGGUGGAGUUAUGUUUGGGUUGAUGAAGAAGAAAAGUGAUCCGUAGAGCUGAUAGGGGUGCCAAGAUGGCGCAGAGUUAUUUUGAUCUCAUGGAGUUUUUGCUCUAUUGAGCUUUGGAAAGCUCUCUGGCUUUCAUAUAUGAACUGUGUUUGUACUCAGCAGUUGGAUCCUCCUUUCAGUGGAAUCCUGGGUUAUUUAGCUCUUAGACAUUAUCUGUAUUCUAUGGCCAAUUCAAAGGGCUCGUCAAUAUAUUUUGGAAAGCAUUCUCAGCUUCCCCCCAAAAUUCCAUCCCCUAGUGUUCCCCAAUCAUAUUCUGAUUAUGUCCCAAAUUCUAUCAUUGGUUCAAAUGUUGCUCAAAAACCUAGAGAGGGCCACAAUAACCUCCGAAGGACUUCAUCUGAGAGCCUUGUCAAUGUGAUAGAGGAGCAACCUUCAUGGCUUGAUGAUCUCCUUAAUGAGCCAGAGACACCUGUUCGUAGAGGUGGCCAUCGGCGUUCUUCAAGUGAUUCUUUCGCUUACACAGAUACAUUUAAUGCUUUUAACAUCAGUCGCACAGAUCAGGAUGAAUAUAAGUAUAAGAAUUCAACAUCCAUUCCAUCUUGGGCAUCACUAGACAUAGAUAAUGGAAAAGUUGCUUAUCAGAUACCCCCGUAUGCAGAAAUGAACUCUGUAAAACAGAAAAAUAGGGCCUGGGAAUCUUCUGUGAAUGCUGUUACACAUCCAAGUGGCCCACACGGGAGAGACAAUGUUGCUUUGCAGAGUCCAGGAUCAUCAUGUGCUUCACGUGAAGCAGAUGGAGUUGCAUCAGCGGUAAAUGAGAAGUAUGAGUCAGUAGACCCUGGUGUACAGGAUGCUAAAUCGUCUGCUAGGAGAAAGGAUGGUUCACAUGCAAAGCCAUCUGCUUCUGAAACAGAUACAAAACGUGCCAAACAGCAGUUUGCUCAACGUUCCCGGGUCCGGAAGCUUCAAUACAUAGCUGAGCUGGAAAGAAAUGUGCAAGCUUUACAGGUGGAAGGGAAUGAAGUAUCAGCUGAACUUGAUUUUCUUAACCAGCGGAAUCUUAUUCUGAGCAUGGAGAAUAAUGCCCUCAAGCAACGAUUAGAAAAUUUAACACAGGAGCAGCUUAUAAAAUACAUGGAAUAUGAAGUCCUGGAAAGAGAAGUUGGAAGAUUACGUUCCAUUUAUCAGCAGCAGCAGCAGGCACAACAUCUGCCCCCACAGCAAUCUUCUUCUGGCCUUCGACGCACGAAGAGCAGAGACCUUGAAUCCCAAUUUGCAAAUCUUUCUAUGAAACACAAGGAGUCAAGUUCAGAGCGUGACUCUGUGACUGGCCCCCUCCGUAGUUAGAUUCACAGUCGACCGGUGCUUUCUAUAGUUAGUUCUGCAGUCUAGCUGUAUCUUUGUUCUGCCUCUAGAUUCAACUGACAUAUCCAAACCUGCAACAUAAUUGCUCACCUCUCAUGCGGGACUGUGCAGAGGUCUCCUGCUUAUGUCCUCUCUCUGCCCGCUUUUCACGGCAACAUUUGCCUUACCUUAACCCUUCAUUCAUGUUAAAAGCGAAUCAUUUAAUUUGCACCUGGUGGUCAUUACUGAGAAGUGAAAACACACUAUUUGCAUCAGUUGACUUACCGGAGGUGGUAACUUUAACGGUUUCACCCCUCACUGUACGUUCUGGUGACCAUUUUGUAACCAUAUGCCCCAUCUGUUUCUGAAUAUCCAUAGCCAUGGAAAUCUGCCAAAUAUAAAACAGCAAAUAUCUGUAAGGCUGUUUGGAUGUGCAUUAUUUUUAUAGAUUAUGUUGAGCUGAUGCUUGUAUUGUAAAAUAAUUAUACUAAUGAAGCUAAUAUUCCAUUGCACUGUUCGAUGCUGGUGAUAAAUUUGACCUACUUGUUUUAACUA
Neltuma alba is the source of this 2097-nucleotide messenger RNA. RefSeq lists its product as uncharacterized. Gene Ontology annotation, molecular function: DNA-binding transcription factor activity. Gene Ontology annotation, biological process: regulation of DNA-templated transcription. NCBI's taxonomy places the organism in Eukaryota, Viridiplantae, Streptophyta, Magnoliopsida, Fabales, Fabaceae. The transcript has 5 exons. The record is from RefSeq and is a predicted model, not a curated record. Bases 337 to 1545 code for a protein of 402 amino acids.